AUGCCUCACAAGCACAAGAGACGCCAAAAUGACAAGUACCUCCACGACCUCCCCCCGUCACUAGUCGCAAAACCUCUCCCAGCCCGAGACCCCAGCGCCAAAUCCAAAGCCACCGGAAAAAAGAAGAAGGAGGAACAAGAAAAGCUAAAACGGAAAUAUGAAACCAAGCAGAAGGCCGGUCAAGAUGAUACCCCGCGAGCAUUCCGUCACUUGAUGCAAAUCCAAGAACGCGCGAAGCAGAAGCAACAACCGGCCAGCACCAAGACAGACAACGCAGAGGGCGGCAAGAAGAAGAGAAAGAGGGGUACAGAGGAUAGAAAGGAAGAUUCGACACCGAAGAAGAAGUCUGGUGCGGCUGCUGCUGCUACUGCUACUGCUACUGCUACUGCUACGGAUGCCAGCGCAACCGCCGCAAAGUCUGAUAUCCAAGCCGGCCCGAAAAUCCUCCCUGGUGAGAAAUUGUCCGACUUCUCUGCACGAGUUGAUCGUGAGAUGCCGUUAUCCCUGAUGAAGCGGUCCGAAAAAGCCCCCGCAGGCGACAAUCCCAAGGUCCGCGAACAGCGUUUGACCAAGCACGACAAGCGUCUGCGCCGGCUGCAGGCACAAUGGCGCGAGGAUGAUGUGAAGAUCCGCGAGCGCGAACAGGAAGAGCGCGAGGAACGGGAGGCGGAAAUGGAGGACCAGCUUGAAUUGUGGAAGCAGUGGGAGACCGAGGCUGGGAAGACCAAGGCGAAGAAGAAGGCUGAGGCACAGAAGAAAAAGAAGAACAAGGGAAAUGCCACUGCCGGUGAUGAUAAUUCGGACGACGACUAUGAUGGUGCAGAUCCUUGGGCUAAAUUGAACAACCCGGAGCGCAUGAAUAGGCAGACAAACCCUCAGGAUGUCGCGCAGGCGCCGCCACAGUUGACGAAACCCAGAGAGAUCUUCAAGGUCCGUGGUGGUGCCAAGGUCAAUGUUGCCAACGUACCGACUGCUAUGGGAAGUUUAAGGCGAAGAGAAGAGUUGGCCGAUGAGAGAAAGAAUAUUGUGGAGGAGUAUAGACGACUUAUGGCCGAGAAACGACAAUAG
This is a messenger RNA of Aspergillus glaucus CBS 516.65, 1068 nucleotides long. RefSeq lists its product as uncharacterized. The coding region runs from base 1 to 1068 and encodes 355 amino acids. Lineage: Eukaryota; Fungi; Ascomycota; Eurotiomycetes; Eurotiales; Aspergillaceae. The record is from RefSeq and is a predicted model, not a curated record. The transcript has 2 exons.